CAUGAUUGUAAUCAUCUCGCACAAUCAUUGGUGUCUCCUUAGCCUUGCCGAGCAUAAUUCUAUGGAGGGGAUCGAGAUCACAAAGCAGACAAGAUCUGGGAUCUGCACAAGCACGGUGACAAGCUGGUGUUGCUAUUGAAAUAUAAAUGGUCAACAUGUCCAAUCUUGUGCUCUGUUCUGAUCUUUGUGUACACACCUGCAAUUCACUGACUACAAUCGAAGAAACCUUACUUUGAGUGACAAAAAGGCAGACGACUGCGCUUCAACAUCAUGCCGGGUUAUAUACAAUUUAUCCGUGGGCAAUUUACAGAACCACCAGUGCCCUCCUUCGAUCUGAGCGGGCGUACCAUCAUUGUAACGGGAGCCAAUUCGGGGCUCGGCUUGGAAGCUGCCAAACUCCUGAUCCAGCUCAACUGCAGCACCGUUAUCCUCGCAUGUCGAAGCAUCGCAAAGGGUGAGCAAGCCAAGGAGACCUUGGGCUCAGUGAAGAGCAAGAAUGGACAGAAGCCUAGCAUUGUCGUCAUGGAGCUCGACAUGUGCUCAUUCCCCAGCAUCAUCGCCUUUUCAGAGCGAUGCAAGGACCUACCACGUAUUGACGCAGUCCUCUUGAACGCCGGCAUCGUGCAGAAGGAGUUCAACGUCAUCCAAGGAUACGAGCUGACUUUACUGGUCAACGUCGUCUCGACUUUCUUUCUGGCGGUCUUGCUAACCCCUAUCUUGCAAGAGUCGGCCAGAAAGUACAACAUCACACCCAACAUCGCCAUCACGGGCUCCGCAGUCCAUUUCUGGGCCAAGGAGAAGGAUGUCACAGGGCCACCGGAUGGCAAGAUCUUCAGCACUCUUUCAGCAGACAAACACACCGACAUGAACCUUCGCUACAAUCUCAGCAAGCUUCACGUAAUGCUUCUGGUCAAGUAUCUUGCCCAAGUCUUUGAGACCUUGGCCCAGAAGGAUUCCAUUGGAAAGCCAUUGGUGGUUAUCAAUCAUGCCGCUCCUGGAUUGUGCUGGACGCCAUUCUUCCGGGAACAGGGGGCCGUCGCACGACAGAUUCUCAAACUCGUGGCGAGGUCCGGUGAGCACGGAGCAAGGACCUUGGUCUACGGCGCCGGAGCAGGCAAAGAGACCCACGGCCAGUACUUGAGCGAGUGCCAGAUCAAACCCGCCAGCGACUUUGUCCAAAGUGCCGAGGGGGAUCGGCAGGCGAAGCGACUGUGGAAGGAGUUGAGCGGAGUGUACGAGUCGUUGAAACCAGGGUGUACGGCUGGGCUGCAAGUCUGAUAUAGGACAUUCCUACCUGUGUCACUUGGGCAAAUGGGACCCGGUUUUGAUGUCAAGCGUUCUCUCCUGUCACUUGAGCUAUUUGCGAGUCAAAUUUGUACAGUUAUUGAGUCAAGUAAAAGGGAGGAGGAGAAGGCGAAGCGUGGAAGAAGAUGGAAGAGAUACCCAAGAAUUGCCAGAUUUGAAUAAUUGCUGAGGCAUGAUCACGUGGUUUUGUGGUUAAAGCGGCUCCCAUAAUGGAUUCCCUCGCUGCUUUUAG
Messenger RNA from Exophiala mesophila, 1537 nucleotides. RefSeq lists its product as uncharacterized. NCBI's taxonomy places the organism in Eukaryota, Fungi, Ascomycota, Eurotiomycetes, Chaetothyriales, Herpotrichiellaceae. The coding region runs from base 271 to 1278 and encodes 335 amino acids. The record is from RefSeq and is a predicted model, not a curated record. The transcript has a single exon.